Molecule: messenger RNA, 7087 nt
Organism: Ictalurus furcatus (blue catfish)
Lineage: Eukaryota; Metazoa; Chordata; Actinopteri; Siluriformes; Ictaluridae
Product: IQ motif and SEC7 domain-containing protein 1
Exons: 17
Coding region: 501-5228 (1575 amino acids)
Biological process (GO): regulation of ARF protein signal transduction; actin cytoskeleton organization
Molecular function (GO): guanyl-nucleotide exchange factor activity; protein binding
Source: RefSeq, a predicted model, not a curated record
GAGACGCCAAUAUGUGCUGGAGACACAGAUGAAAGCAAGACUAUUUCACUUUCUUACUUUCGUCACGUUCUGCUAUCGGAGUCGGACAGGCUGGUAAGAUUACUGAAUCGUUGACUUGCAGAGAGGAAAUGCAUUUAUCUCAACAGAUGUCUUGUCUAAGUAGUUGCGUGGUGAACCCUGUGAAACGUUGAGCAUCUGCUGACUCAGACAUUCCCAUCCAUUCUCUUCUAUGUUUAUGCAAAUUAGCGUCUUGGCUCAUCAAAAGAUUCAGACACUUUGACUCGAAUUAUUCUUCUUGUCGUUAAGGGAAUACAAUAGGAGAGUAAAAACAGUGUGUAUCUGUUCAAUUCCUCUCCAACAGCCAGCACUUAGUUCGCUCACUCUCCCCCCCCACUAGUAUCACGUGGGGGGGAGAGCUCUCAUAUUUGGGGUGAUUGUAAUCCCAUAGCUCCAUCAAUCCAGCAGUGAACAGCUGUUCCGAGAUACAAGGUUCCUUAAGCAUGGACACGGGCCAGGGCAGCCCGGAGAGCCCUAAUCGGGCUGUGGAGUACCUGUUGGAGCUCAACAACAUCAUCGAAAGCCAGCAGAAGUUGCUGGAGACACAGCGGCGACGCAUUGAGGAGCUGGAGGUGCAGUUGGACCGCCUCAACCAGGAGAACAAGGACCUCCGGCUGGACAGGCAGCCAUGUCCACCACCACCACCACCACCGCCGCCACUAGGGGCCUCCAACCAGACCCAUGGGCACCAUUCACAUGUGCAGAACUCCGCCACUGUGUACCCCAUCCAGAGCCACAACAACGUGCCGGGCCCUAACCCUACAUCUGCCGCGGCUCCUCCUCCCCCUCCUCCGCCCGUGCCUCCACGCGACCGGCGUAUUGUCAAUGCACACACACGCCUCAGCCGUGGCCUGUCCACUGGGUCCAACCCAACAGAAAAUGAGAGGGACAGAGAACGACACAGAGAGAGCGUCAGCACCGGCACGGCCACCACUCUGCAGAGACAUGUGGAAGGGGAUCCUCACUGUGGGGACACAAGCAGUUUCUCAGACAGCUCCUGCAGUCAGGUCCCGUACCUGGGCAUUUCGGACCGAUACAUCAAGGCUACAGGAGAGCCUUUGGGCUCCCAGGGGCCUUCUGUGGCCCCUCCAAGCCCAGCGAGCCUGGCCUGGGCCCAGCGCACACGCCUCCAGCCUGCCAGCCUGGCUCUGCGUAAGCAGGAAGAGGAGGAGAACAAACGCUGCAAAGCACUCUCAGACAGCUAUGAGCUCUCCACAGACCUGCAGGAUAAGAAGGUGGAGAUGCUGGAGAAGAAAUAUGGUGGUUCCUUCCUGAGCAGACGAGCAGCACGCACCAUCCAGACCGCUUUCCGGCAGUACCGCAUGAAUAAGAACUUUCAGCGGCUGCGUAGCUCCGCCUCAGAAAACCGCAUGACGCGCCGUAUUAUCCUCUCUAAUAUGCGCAUGCAGUACUCGUUUGACGAGCGCCAGCCGCAGGUACUUCAUUCUGGGCAACUCGUAACGCACCGUGGUCAGGAGGUUAACUUUAGUCUAACAGUAAUUCCCCUGGUACUUAGAGAGCAGCUAAUCCAAAUGCAGUCAUCCAAAAAUGGCAUUUUGAGAUUACGGUUACAAAUAUUUGGUAUGCAGCCUCAAACCCCCCAACAACAGCAGCAGCUCUACCCUCCUCGCCAUCCCUCUUCCCUGGCCAUGGCCGGCCAGCAGAGUUCGGCUGACACAGAGCAGGAGACAGAAUCACCUUCACACUGCCCUUCUGACCGGGAGGAUUACUCACAUGCAGACGAUGCCUUUACCAAACAAGUGACAUCACUGGCAGACUCCAUGGAUGACACUCUAACAUGUCAGUCUGGCCGUGGCGACUCCCAGGAGGGUGAUGGUGGAGGCGAAGUUGAGGAUUUCAGUGAGUGUGUCUGGAGCAGCAAGAUCCCAUCUCGGCGUGGAGUACCAACGAGUGAGCGAGAGCGGACAGCGGGGACACUCGGGGGCAUGCACGAGGACAGUACAGCCACAUCCUACAGUGACGUAACUCUCUACAUGGAAGACGGCGUGCCUUCAUCUCCACUUUCCAUGGAACGUGCACCCAGCAGUACUGACACUGAGUACUGGGGGCUAGGCGGCACAGCAGGAGGACGUGAGGACAGUCGAGAUGCAGAGGGUGGAGGCAGCAGCAACAGCCGGCGCAGCACACCAUGCACCGAGUGCCGUGACCAUCGGCUCCGUGGUGCCCACCUUCCCGUUCUGACUAUCGAGCCGCCCAGUGACAGCUCCGUGGACAUGAGUGACCGUUCGGACCGAGGCUCCCUCAGCAGGCAGUUACUGUAUGAGCAGGAACCAGCAGGAGGCGGAGGGGGAGGAGGUGGAGGUUCACCCCAGGGAACUCUCAAACACAACCCAGCCCAGGGCCAGACUCGCCCUAUGGGUCGUCCUAUUCCUUCACCCCUCCCCACACACAUACCACCACACCAUCACCAUCACCACCACCCACUGGCCCAUCUUCAUCACCCGUACCCGGACUCAUCUGUAUCACCUUCCCAACCCCCACUGACGCCGCUCUCUUCCACCUCAUCAGCGCAGCUGCCUUCUACUGGCCUGGAGCCAUCUGAUGGCGACAACGACUCUCUUAACUCCACCACCAACUCCAAUGAGACGAUUAACUGCAGCUCUGGCUCGUCCUCCCGGGACAGCUUGAGGGAACCGCUACCCGCACUCACCAAGCAGACCUACCAGAGAGAGAGCCGCCACAGCUGGGACUCACCCGCAUUUAACAACGACGUGGUGCAGCGAAGGCAGUACCGCAUUGGUCUCAACCUUUUCAACAAGAAGCCGGAGAAGGGCAUCCAGUACCUGAUAGAGAGGGGCUUUAUGUCUGACACCCCAGUGGGCAUUGCACGCUUUAUCCUGGAGAGGAAAGGCUUGAGUCGUCAGAUGAUCGGGGAGUUCCUGGGCAACCGACAGAAGCAGUUCAACAAGGACGUGCUGGAUUGUGUGCUGGAUGAGAUGGAUUUCUCUGGAAUGGAUUUGGAUGAUGCCCUGCGCAAGUUCCAGGCUCAGAUUAAGGUCCAAGGAGAAGCACAGAAAGUGGAGAGGCUGGUGGAAGCCUUCAGUCAGAGGUACUGUGUGUGUAACCCUGCGUUGGUGCGGCAAUUCCAGAACCCUGACACCAUUUUCAUCCUGGCCUUCGCAAUCAUCCUUCUCAAUACAGACAUGUACAGCCCUAACGUCAAACCAGAGAGGAAGAUGAAGCUGGAUGACUUCAUCAAGAACUUAAGAGGGGUGGAUAAUGGACAGGACAUCCCGAGGGACCUGUUGGUAGGAAUCUACCAUCGUAUCCAGAAGUGGGAGCUGAGGACCAAUGAUGAUCAUGUGUCUCAAGUGCAGGCAGUGGAGAGAGUGAUUGUAGGCAAAAAGCCAGUGCUCUCUCUACCCCACCGCAGACUGGUGUGCUGUUGCCAGCUUUAUGAGGUUCCUGAUCCUAACAGGCCACAGCGGAGUGGGGUUCAUCAAAGAGAAGUCUUUCUCUUUAAUGACCUACUGGUGGUCACAAAGAUCUUCCAGAAGAAGAAGACAUCAGUGACAUACAGUUUCAGACAGUCUUUUCCUCUAGUGGAGAUGCAGGUUCACAUGUUCCAAAACUCCUACUAUCCUCAUGGGAUUCGGUUAACCUCAGCCAUCCCAGGAGGGGAGCGUAAGGUCCUGAUUGUCUUCACAGCACCGAGUCAGCAAGAUCGGACACGUUUUGUCAGUGACCUGAGAGAGAGCAUUGCUGAAGUGCAAGAUAUGGAAAAAUAUCGAGUAGAGUCGGAGCUAGAGAAGCAGAAAGGCGUUAUGCGGCCUGGGCUCAUGAGUGGAGAAGUGAGUGGUGGGGUGGAUGGAAUAAAGACUGAGGCAGUGAAUGGCACUCUGGGUAGGCCCAGCCUCGAUGACACAUAUGCCACAGGGGAUGGGCUUAAGCGCACAGCGCUCAGCUCAUCACUCAGAGAUCUCUCAGAGACAGGAAAGCGGGGUCGGAGAAACAGUGUGGGCUCUUUGGAUAGUACCAUUGAAGGAUCCAUCAUUAACAGCCCACGGCCUCACCAGCGUCUGCCUAUGGGGGGCGCUCUUCCCAGCUGCUACGGGCUGGAAGACUACCGGCCUCACCGCCCCAUCCUGAGCCCCGGGAUAGGGGUGGGGGGUGGGCCGGGGCAGUUACACAACGCCGUAGGGAACGCUGGGGCAGGAGUGCUCCCCAACACUGGCGACCGAGGGUCCGGAGGGGGCAGCUCCGGCUCCUUCCUGGGUUCUCUGUUUGGCAACAAGCGUGCCAAACCCCCAGCCCCGCUUAUUCCUCCAGGGCCACCGUAUCCUGCUCCCGUGGCCCCGCCUACUACCGGGGGCCCGCCUCCUCCCUCACCUUCCGCUCUCAGUCAAUCCGACCUCGGCGGGCCCUCCAAGAUCCAGGCGCUACACGCACAGUACUGCCACAACAAUAUCGGCCCACCUCCACCUCCAUACCACCACCAUCAGCACCAUCGUUACCACGUACAGCUCUCGGCCGCUGGCCAUCCACACACUAUGCAUCACACUCUGCAGCGCAGCUCACUUCCCCGCCGUGGUUCACCCAUACCCUCUCACGCUCCACUUCAGCAGCAGCACUCCCAUCAUAUCGUGCAUCAGCACGGCCGCCAUUCCAGCGUGGGCUGCACCCCUCCUCCGUUGUCUCCUCAUUCACCACAUUCGCCCAUCAACCCAUUCAGCUUCUUCCACACUCACACCCCACUGCCACAUCCCGCCAAGCUGCCACUGACACUGUCUCACUCUCAGCCCCACCCCCACCCUCACGGCCAUUCCCACGCUCUCUCUCAUACCCACAGUCACGCCGGCCACAUCCACAGUCCCCAUCCACUACUGCAUCAUUCCGCCCAUCAACCUCACUUUGUGUUCGCCCCGCCUCCACAGGCCCCAUCCACCAUCACAGCACGUCACGUGCCGCAGGCCCCCUCACACUACCUGCCUCAGUACCCACCUCUGUCCUCCAUCCCGCCUCCUCCGCCGCACUCGCCUUUACCCCCUCCUACCUCCCCCCUCACCCCUCUUACACCGCUUACACCUCUCUCGCCGCUGCCACCACAGGUGGUCAACCAGGGGCCGGGAGCAGGAAGCACAGGGGGCAGCGCCAGCACGACCGGCAGCUCCAAGUCAAAGCCCAUCAGCCGCAUCAGUACAGUGGUGUGAGACGUGGCACAGCUCGCAGGGCAAGAGUUCACCGAAGGAGGAGCCGAAGCCCACGCAAGCGGAAACACACUGUGGUCCGACUUUGCUACUUCCACAUCCGCUUCCCACAUGUGUAGAGUGAGGGUGAUGGAGGGUAACCUAUAGCUGGGCUACUAAAUGCAUACGCCAUUUGCUGUCGUUUCAUGCUGGUACUCAUGAUAACAUCCAAACAAUAUUUCAUCAAUAUUUGAAGGAAGCGCUGAUUCUGUUAUUCCUCAGAAGCUGACAGACGCAUGAGCUGGAAAUGCAGUGUUGCCAAAGGUGGAAAUUGUGAGAGAUUGCUGCCAACCUAUAAGGUGAGAGACUAAGACUCAAAAUUUUAAGGGAUCCAACUGUUCCGCUACAGAGGAGGUCAGGAAGCGAGCUUUACCAGGCAGCCUGAGGAGAGGACAGAACGCAAAAGAAGCAUCAAUUUUAAUGAACAGCACUAAAAAAAAAAGCAUGGACAUUAAAGCAACUGAGGUUACAUGGAAAUCCUGUUCGCUCCAUUUCAGCGUUUAAUUUUUAAUGUCAAAUGACAAUCAUUACAGGUCGAGGCAAGUUUGUUUUUGUUUUUUGUUUCUGUUUUUUUUUGUUUUGUUUUUUUACAGAAUUGAGUGAUACAUUCCACAUUCCUUCCCAUACCUUGGACUAAAUGGCUGUCAUUGUUGGACUACAGCUUUAAAAGUCUCAGCCACACACUCUUAAGUGUAACACAUCCUGUUUAUGUUAAAGGAUUUUUUGUAAUAAAACAUUUUUUUAGUGGAAAGAGACCAUUAUAGGAGAGAGAGCCAUGCAGGAGGAGCAUUCCAGUAUUUAAUUCUAUGUUUGGAAUCUAAAAGGGAAAAUAUUUGAAUAUAGAACAGCACAUGUAAUAUGUAAUUGUGUUCUGAAUUUCAAAUCUGCAAAAUCGAGGCGUAGCCCACUAAUUUAUAAACCAAAAAAGUUUCAAUUCUUAAUGAUUCUUUAGUUUUCUUUAGUAUUCUUUCCAUUCAGUUUGCUUUGCUUUUGUUUUUUGGGGGUUUUUUUUUUUGGAUGAAAUGGAUUUGUGUCUACAAUUAGGUGAAGAAUUUAAUAUUUUUAUUAUAUAAUUAUUAUUAUUAUUAUUAUGUACUAUUUCAGCUAUAUUUAUUUUUUUUCCAGAAUGAUGUAAUUAGGUCAUUGUGAUUUAAGUGUCAAAAUUACUCGAUAAGUCUGACUUGUCUGGUAAUUCUGUUUUAAUGACUAUUUUUCUUUUAACACACUUUUGAGCUAUCAAUAAGUACUCGAACAGGCUCACAUGAUUUGCUAAUUACUUGUAUUUGGCAAAGUAUUACAUAGCCUUAGUGCCUAAUGUAAGGUUUUAGGAUCUCUCGAUCCUAAAUGUGCAGCAACUGAAUUUCCCACAAAAGUAAAUAAAUAAAUAAAUAAAUAAAUGGAUAUAUUUACAGUGCUUGCGAGGUGAGCACUGUAUUGUUAUUUAAUUUAAAUCUUGCAGAAUUAAUUGUAUAAAUACUUUAAUUUUUUACUCGACGGUAAGUUGGACUGAAUUAUAAGCAUAAAUAGAUAGACGUUCUCUCGAGCAUUGAUUGUACAGUACAAUUUACAAGAAUGAUAUGAUUCAAGUGUGUUUUUCGUUAUUAAUAUUACGAUGUCAAAUAUUACUGCUAUUAUCCUUGAUAUUUUGAUGUAACACUUACUACUAAUAUGGAUAUUGUUUCUGUGCUGGUUUGUUUUCUAUUAGAGGUUUUUUCAAUCUAACACAGUGGUAUUUCAAGUGUACAAACUGAACUUUUGAGAACUUAACUGGGCUACAUAUUUCAGGAAAUUGUUUUGCUUGGAAAAAAAUUAAUAAUUCGGUA